AUGGCUGUUCCUGGUGGAGGUUCAGUGUUCAGUGUCACCCUUGCUGAGAGUAAAGAUACAAAUGCGUCGGUGGCAACAGAGGGAGUCUCGCCUUGCAUGGAAAAGUCCCGAGAUACAGAGUACACAGCGAGGAGAGUGACUGGCCCCGCUGCUACGGAGAGGCAAGGAGGUAUCAGAUUCCUGCCUGUCCCACCCCCACGCCCACUUACCCGCCACCCGACCAAAGGAAACCGCAGCAGUGCUCUUAAGGGCAUCAGGAGGCUGCCAUUCCAGGCCCUAACACAGACAGGGACGCAAUAUCCCGACGGAACAGCUACCCCAAGAGCUCUCAGCGGCACCACAAGCUGCGCCCCAUCCAGCACUCCCACACACUCGGACGCACUCUUCAACUCGCCUCUCUCUCCCCAUCCCACCCACUUCCAGGUAUCAGAAGCCCUCUCGCACCCUACGCCACCCCAUCCCACCUCUCCCUCUCGCCCAGACGCCGGGCGAGACAACACCAGCAACACCACCACUCCUACCACACUCCUUUGCCUGUUCUCUAUCACUGCUCCUCGCCCUCUUGAUCCCUUGGGCUUUACGGGGAACCACUACCCACCCGUGCCCAUCAACUCCUCCCCGCACCCUCAGCCUACCUGGAUCUAUGGGGACCAGGCUCGGAGCUCUCCUACCGCCACUCACGCCAGCACAGAGUUACGCUCUUGUGAGGUGCGUCCACGUGCCCAGGUUACUGAGAAGCGAGGUGAAAUUAUGUCAGGCUGCUCAAUUCCAUCACCAAUCCGCGCUAACUGCCAGAGGAACAUCAAGCCAUCCAUCCCUCUCCCUCUCCGGGGCAUCUUCAUCAGAGGGACAAAGCCUGAAGCAGCGCUGUUGUCUCCGUCAAAAGAGAAUCGAACCGACCAUGAACCCAGCAAGACAAUGAAGAAGCGAGAGUAG
Scylla paramamosain (green mud crab) is the source of this 936-nucleotide messenger RNA. RefSeq names its product mucin-2-like. The record is from RefSeq and is a predicted model, not a curated record. The transcript has 9 exons. Bases 1 to 936 code for a protein of 311 amino acids. Lineage: Eukaryota; Metazoa; Arthropoda; Malacostraca; Decapoda; Portunidae.